GGAGCUGCCCACGUCAGGCUAGAAAUAAAAAAACACGCAGUUACAGAUGACUACAAACUCUCCAAACGGGUGCUAGGCUUGGGCAUUAAUGGCAAAGUAAUGGAGUGUUUUAACAAGGUGACAGGGCAGAAAUGUGCUUUAAAGUUGUCAUAUCGUCACUUACAUGGUCAAGUUUGGCACUAGAGAAUACAACUGGGCUGGGCUGCUGGCCAGAAGUGGGGAAAGGAGAAGGUAUAUCAAUCAUUUUGUGUCAAGAUACCUUGCAAAGGCUUUGUGAGAAGCUCCUGUAUGACAGCCCAAAAGCCCGACAGGAGGUGGAGUAUCACUGGCGAGCUUCAGGGUGUCUGCACAUUGUCCACAUUCUAGACGUUUAUGAGAACAUACAUCAUGGGAAAAGAUGCCUCCUCAUCAUAAUGGAAUGCAUGGAGGGAGGGGAGCUGUUCAAUAGGAUCCAGGAACGAGGAGACCAAGCUUUCACAGAGAGAGAGGCCUCUGAAAUAAUGAAAGACAUCGGAACAGCCAUCCAGUAUCUGCAUGCAAUGAACAUUGCCCAUAGAGAUGUCAAGCCUGAAAACCUGCUUUACACAUCCAAAGAAAAAGACGCAGUACUCAAGCUCACAGACUUUGGGUUUGCCAAAGAAACUACCAUACAGAAUGCACUGCAGACCCCCUGUUACACUCCAUAUUAUGUUGCCCCAGAAGUUCUUGGCCCUGAGAAAUAUGACAAAUCAUGUGACAUGUGGUCCCUUGGUGUCAUCACAUACAUUCUCUUGUGUGGGUUUCCUCCCUUCUACUCUAACACUGGACAGGCCAUUUCCCCAGGAAUGAAGCGGAGAAUUCGGAUGGGGCAGUAUGGAUUUCCCAAUCCAGAGUGGUCUGAAGUAUCGGAAGAAGCCAAGCAGAUGAUCCGUCUCUUGCUGAAAACAGACCCAACUGAGAGGAUGACAAUUUCUCAGUUUACAAACCAUCCCUGGAUUAAUCAAUCAAUGAUGGUGCCACCAACCCCUCUUCAUACUGCACGAGUUCUGCAAGAGGAUAAAGACCACUGGGAUGAAGUGAAGGAGGAGAUGACUAGUGCUUUGGCUACCAUGAGAGUGGACUAUGAUCAAGUGAAAAUCAAAGACUUGAAAGUGUCCAGCAACCGCCUCCUCAACAAACGCCGCAAGAAACUGAAACAGGCAGGCACCUCCUCCGCAGCCCCAGGAUGCAACAACCAGUAAAGAAGAGAAGAUGAGGGAUUUGAGGUUGGAAAGCUAAAUUUAUAAGGAACAAAUUAAAAUGAGGAGGAUCAGCUCGCUCUACUGGCUUGACAAGGAAGAUGGUGCUCAAAGAUGCAACAGUGAAAAGAUUACAUCAUACUAGAACUUUUUUCUGGGUUUUGCUCUUAAAGGGGAUUUUUGUCUGUUAUAUUUUCCAGAGAACAAUUCUGCAAAAAUUCUUGAAUGUUGAUGCAGCUUCACUUGUUUUGGGGGAGGAAAAGGAGGCAGUCUUUGAGUUCUAGUGCAUGAGGGCUUUUAUCACAGCCUGCAAGAGUGACUUCUAUUGUGGUUUCAAGUUUCUGCAAAUAGAAACACCAAACAUGUGCUGCGAGAAGAUUUCAGAAAUUGAAGCAUGAGCAGGGAGAAAGGAGAAAAAUGGCACCAUUUUUAUUUUUUUUUAAUCCAAACUGUAGUCUCAGGUCUUGUUUUUGCUGGUGCACCUGAAUGGCAGUUCUUCCUAGCAUUGGUAAGAAGAGUGAUUAUUUCUAGAUUUAAUUCCUAUAAUCUUCUGAACAGGGGAGCAUUGUCCAUGAUUUACGGGUGGGGCGGGAAAUGUCCUGUGUAGCUAAGGGAUAGACUAUGAGCUUCUCCUUGAACUACCAUAUCCAUGGAGGCAUUUGGUAUUCUUUGAAACUCAGGUUUUGUCGCACUUUCUAGUUUAAUAGAUUGUUCAUUUUCUAAACUCUCUCCUUGAUGUCAUGUCUGCACCAUUGGCAGAUCCCUUCCCUGUAGACUCUUAGUCUACAUCAAUAUCUUACCUAAAACUAUGUAGCAGCCUGAGAAAAAUAUCUCUGUUCUUUUCAGGUUUGUUCCUUUCCUGUGCACACACCCUAUAACUGUUGCAUACAAUACUCUGCUUUGAAAAAAAACACAACAACCUUCUUAAAUCCAGAAAACAAUGGCAAGAGUGGUGUUCUCUUCAGGGAAUCCUAUUGGCUGACAAUAUCCAGGCUGAUUGUUACAUUCAGGACUUGUAUCCCAUGUACAAUGCUCAUUUCUGCCAAAUUAUUUUUGCCAUUUUACAUGCAGUGUGUUGACAAAUACAUUGACCCAUUCUGAUAGUGCAAAAUGUAAACCUGUUAACAUGACAGCAUUCCUGAGCAAUAACCCACAUGGAUGUAUGUCUUUUGACUUUUUUCCUCCUAUUUAAAGGUGUUCUUGCUGUGGUUUGUUCAUUUGUCCUAUUCUAUGAUUGCCAUAUUUCCUCUUUCUUGUAUUAUGGAUUCUAACUUAGGUGAAGAAAAUAUUGUUGACAAUAUUACAAGCAUUUUGGGUGAAUUGAAAUGCUUCCAGCGGUGCAAAUAAAUAUUCAUGGUGUAACACAUGGGAGAUGGAGGGCUAAAAGACUCAAGCAGAAGACUGACAUGAUGCAGUAAAUGUAACAGAUGUGCCAAAGAGAGUUCUAAUCUUCUAAUCCAGUUUCAGUACCUGAUAGCCACACUGAACUUGCAGCCUCUUUACCAAAGAUCUGCUUGAUGCUUUGGACCCAACACAUGGGCUCUGGUCUCACGCACAACAAAUCAGACACAAUUACAAGCUAUCUACCUUUCUUUGUGAAAUAUUCCUGAGGUUUUACAAAACGGUUUUAAUAAAUCAUGUU
Messenger RNA from Alligator sinensis (Chinese alligator), 2859 nucleotides. It is a transcript of the gene MAPKAPK3, whose product is annotated as mitogen-activated protein kinase-activated protein kinase 3. Bases 132 to 1220 code for a protein of 362 amino acids. Gene Ontology annotation, molecular function: ATP binding; calcium/calmodulin-dependent protein kinase activity; calcium-dependent protein serine/threonine kinase activity. Gene Ontology annotation, biological process: toll-like receptor signaling pathway; peptidyl-serine phosphorylation; protein autophosphorylation. Gene Ontology annotation, cellular component: cytoplasm; nucleus. Lineage: Eukaryota; Metazoa; Chordata; Crocodylia; Alligatoridae. The record is from RefSeq and is a predicted model, not a curated record. The transcript has 11 exons.